This is a messenger RNA of Mixia osmundae IAM 14324, 1560 nucleotides long. RefSeq lists its product as uncharacterized. Gene Ontology annotation, biological process: chromatin remodeling; regulation of transcription by RNA polymerase II; box C/D snoRNP assembly. NCBI's taxonomy places the organism in Eukaryota, Fungi, Basidiomycota, Mixiomycetes, Mixiales, Mixiaceae. The record is from RefSeq and is a predicted model, not a curated record. The transcript is spliced from 5 exons. Gene Ontology annotation, molecular function: DNA helicase activity; ATP binding; ATP hydrolysis activity. The coding region runs from base 65 to 1495 and encodes 476 amino acids. Gene Ontology annotation, cellular component: Swr1 complex; NuA4 histone acetyltransferase complex; R2TP complex.
UGACUGUGCCUACUUGUCGACGCUCGCGGCCGCAAACAGGUACCUAGUGGCUAUAGCAUCAGUCAUGGCCCAGAUCACGACAGCGCCUGCUGCAGAGACGAGAGAUGUGACCAAGAUUGAGCGCAUUGGCGCACACUCACACAUUCGAGGGUUGGGACUCAAUGAGCACCUCGAGCCUCGCCCUGCUGCCUCACAAGGCAUGGUCGGCCAAGCAAAAGCAAGGAAAGCUGCUGGAGUCAUCUUGCGCAUGGUCAAAGAGGGCAGGAUAGCAGGUCGAGCGGUCCUCAUGGCUGGGCCUCCUUCGACGGGCAAGACGGCAAUUGCGAUGGGCAUGGCGCAAUCGCUUGGUCCUGACGUGCCGUUUACGUCCAUCAGCGCCUCUGAAGUCUUUUCGCUCGAGAUGUCGAAAACGGAAGCGCUGACCCAAGCGUUCCGACGGUCUAUCGGUGUGCGUAUCAAGGAAGAGUCUGAGAUCAUAGAAGGCGAAGUGGUCGAGAUACAGAUCGAUCGCUCUCUCACUGGUGCGACAAAGACGGGCAAAUUGACCAUCAAGACGACCGACAUGGAGACCGUAUACGAUCUAGGGAAUAAGAUGAUCGACGGUUUGACAAGGGAGAAAGUCAUCGCGGGCGAUGUCAUUCACGUUGACAAAUCGACGGGCAAAGUCUCCAAGCUCGGUCGAAGCUUCACUCGUGCGCGCGACUACGAUGCCAUGGGCGCAGAUACACGCUUCGUGCAAUGUCCCGAGGGCGAGCUGCAAGUGAGGAAAGAGGUAGUUCAUACAGUCUCGCUGCACGAGAUCGAUGUCAUCAAUUCUCGCACGCAAGGCUUCCUCGCGCUCUUUGCUGGAGACACAGGCGAGAUCAAGUCGGAACUGCGCGAGUCGAUCAAUGCCAAAGUAGCAGACUGGCGAGAGGAAGGCAAGGCGGAGAUCGUCCCCGGCGUCAUCUUUAUUGAUGAAGUCCACAUGCUCGAUAUCGAAUGCUUCAGUUUCCUCAACAGAGCUAUGGAGACUGAUCUGUCGCCUAUCGUCAUCAUGGCGUCCAACAGAGGUAUCACCCGGAUCAGAGGAACGAGAUACAAGUCACCUCACGGUAUUCCAAUAGAUCUGCUGGAUCGUGCGCUCAUCAUCUCGACCGAAAAGUACUCACAAGACGAAAUCAAGUCCAUCUUGCGCAUCCGAGCAGACGAAGAAGAUGUUGCUCUGUCCGCGGCUGCACUCGACAUCCUCACCAAGAUCGGCGCAGAGACUUCGCUGAGAUACGCCAUCCAGCUCAUCACCGCCGCCCAUCUCGUCGCACGAAGGAGAAAAGUCAAAGAAGUCGACAUUGUCGAUGUGAGACGAGUGUACAGUCUCUUUAUCGAUGAGCGACGCUCUGUCCAGUAUCUCCAAGAAUACGAAAACCUAUAUGUCGGCGACGACGGAGGAUGGGGCGCCAAAGCGCUCGCUGCAGAGACGGCGGUGAAUGGCGAUGCUGUCAUGGCAGCUGCCUGAGCCAGUCACGACCGGCAGAAAGGCUGUUGUACUAUGGUUUGCACUUUUGUGCUGCAAGUAUUGCC